CCAUCCUCUCUACCACUCUUUCACUGUAUUUUUUCUUCACAAAAAGCCUCAAAAAUGGAUGAUCUCUUCGAGGGUGCCGUUGGUAUCGAUCUUGGAACCACCUACUCAUGCGUUGGUGUAUGGCAAAAUGACCGGGUCGAGAUCAUCGCCAAUGACCAGGGAAACCGUACGACGCCGUCCUACGUUGCCUUCUCCGCUGAGGAACGUCUGAUCGGUGAUGCCGCAAAAAAUCAGGCCGCCAUGAACCCGGCCAACACCGUCUUCGACGCAAAACGACUUAUUGGUCGCCGCUAUGACGACCCAGAUGUCAAAAAAGACAUGUCCCAUUGGCCAUUCAAGGUUAUCGACAAAGAUGGCUCGCCCUUUGUCUCCGUUAACUACCUCGGAGAGGAAAAGACUUUUACGCCGCAAGAGAUUUCGGCCAUGGUCCUCACAAAAAUGAAGGAUAUUUCAGAGGCGAAGCUUGGCAAAACUGUGAAGAAGGCUGUUGUUACCGUUCCGGCUUACUUCAACGAUUCUCAGCGAUUGGCAACCAAGGAUGCUGGUUCAAUUGCUGGGCUUGAUGUUCUGCGUAUCAUCAACGAACCGACCGCCGCCGCUAUUGCUUACGGUCUCGAUCAACAGUCAAAGACCGAACGCAACGUCCUCAUUUUCGACCUUGGCGGAGGAACCUUCGAUGUUUCUCUUCUAAACAUUACAGGUGGUGUCUUCGCCGUCAAAGCCACUGCUGGUGAUACUCACUUGGGUGGAGAGGACUUCGACAACAACCUCCUUGAACACUUCAAAAAUGAGUUCAAGCGUAAGACUAAGCUGGACAUUUCUGACGACGCUCGUGCGCUCCGUCGUCUUCGCUCUGCUUGCGAACGUGCCAAGCGUACUCUUUCAUCCGUUGCGCAAACCACCGUUGAAGUAGACUCGCUCUUCCAGGGCGAGGACUUCUCGGCCAAUAUAACUCGGGCGAAGUUCGAGGAGAUCAAUGCGCCACUGUUCAAAUCUACUAUUGACCCCGUUGACAAGGUGCUCAAGGAUGCAAAGAUGUCGCGUGAGAAGGUAGACGACAUUGUCCUCGUUGGUGGUUCGACUCGUAUCCCGAAGAUUCAAUCCCUUGUCUCUGAGUUCUUUGGUGGUCGACCGCUGAACAAGUCUAUUAACCCCGACGAGGCUGUCGCAUACGGUGCUGCCGUUCAGGCCGCUGUGCUCACUGGACAGACCUCGGAUAAGACACAGGAUCUCCUACUCCUCGAUGUUGCCCCUCUUUCGCUCGGUGUGGCUAUGCAGGGCGACGUCUUCGGUGUUGUCGUACCACGUAAUACGCCAAUCCCGACGAACAAGAGCCGUACGUUCACGACAGUCGAGGACAACCAGACGACGGUCACGUUCCCCGUUUAUGAGGGUGAGCGUACCCAGUGCCGUGACAACCGUCUUCUCGGCGAGUUCGAGCUCAACGGCAUUCCACCGAUGCCGCGUGGGCAAGCAGAGCUUGUUACGACCUUUGAGGUUGACGCCAACGGUCUGUUGAAGGUGUCUGCUAUGGACCGUGCUUCGGGUCGCAAGGCGUCUAUCAGCAUCACGAACUCGGUCGGCCGUUUAUCGAGCGCUGAGAUCGAGCAGAUGAUUAAGGACGCUGAGCAGUUCAAGCAGGCUGACAAGGACUUCAGCGCGCGCCAUGAGGCGAAGAGCGACCUCGAGGCCUAUAUCCACCAAGUGGAGAACACAAUUACGAGCCCCGAGAUCGGCAUGAAGCUCAAGCGUGGUGCCAAGCAGCAGGUUGAAGCUGAGCUCGCUCGUGCACUCGAGAAGCUUGAGAUUGAGGACUCUUCAUCUGAUGAACUAAGGAAGGCGCAACUCGGUAUUAAGCGUGCGUUGCAGAAGGCAACGGCCGGGAUGCGGUAAAAAGUAGAUAAUUCGUUCUGUUCUAUACGAUACGAUACGUACGAUUUCCCUUGGUGUCCCGUAGACGAAGGCUUGUAUUGCCCCAACAAAACUUGCCAGGCAAAUCAGUUGCACUGUAUUGUUUUGUGUACGCUUUGCUUACACUUCAUUCUUGCUUUCCUCAUUAUAUGCAAUAUUAUCACCCUUGAAAGUAUGAAGUAAUUACAACAUGACAGGAAAUGAGAGAAUUCAUUGAAA
Fomitiporia mediterranea MF3/22 is the source of this 2130-nucleotide messenger RNA. RefSeq names its product heat shock protein 70. The transcript is spliced from 7 exons. NCBI's taxonomy places the organism in Eukaryota, Fungi, Basidiomycota, Agaricomycetes, Hymenochaetales, Hymenochaetaceae. The coding region runs from base 55 to 1893 and encodes 612 amino acids. Gene Ontology annotation, molecular function: misfolded protein binding; ATP hydrolysis activity; heat shock protein binding. The record is from RefSeq and is a predicted model, not a curated record. Gene Ontology annotation, biological process: cellular response to unfolded protein; protein refolding; vesicle-mediated transport. Gene Ontology annotation, cellular component: plasma membrane; cytosol; cytoplasm.